Messenger RNA from Beta vulgaris subsp. vulgaris (sugar beet), 4571 nucleotides. RefSeq names its product DNA mismatch repair protein MLH3. Lineage: Eukaryota; Viridiplantae; Streptophyta; Magnoliopsida; Caryophyllales; Amaranthaceae. Gene Ontology annotation, biological process: mismatch repair. The record is from RefSeq and is a predicted model, not a curated record. The transcript is spliced from 26 exons. Gene Ontology annotation, cellular component: mismatch repair complex. Bases 289 to 4266 code for a protein of 1325 amino acids. Gene Ontology annotation, molecular function: ATP hydrolysis activity; mismatched DNA binding; ATP-dependent DNA damage sensor activity.
UCCAAAACUAAUACUACUAGAGUACUACAGAAAAAGUUGGUAACCCUACCCUCCAAAUUCAAAUUGCAAUCCGUGGAAUUCGCGGUAACCCUCGCCUGCUAUUACAAGGGAAAUUCCAUCCGAUUACAGUCUACAUUCAUCUUCACCCAUUCAUUCCAGUUUUCUUUUCGAAUUUCCAGCAUCAAUUCAGGUUACUUUUCGAGGAAAGAAAUUGACGAAUCUUUUGACGAUUCCAUAGAUUUGAAGUGUGGAUGGCCAAAGGGAUUGGUUAGUUGUGGUGUAGUCUUGAUGGAAACCAUCAAGCCUUUGUCGGAGGCUGUCCAAAGUAUGGUGCGCUCGGGGUUCAUCAUCAGCUGCUUGACUACUGUUGUCGAAGAGCUCAUAUAUAACAGCCUAGAUGCUGGUGCAACAAAGGUAUCAGUCUCUGUCGCUGUUAAUAAUGGCUAUGUUAAAGUAGAAGAUGAUGGAUUCGGUAUCAGCCGGGAUGGACUUGUGUUGCUGGGAGAACGAUAUGCAACAUCAAAACUUCAGCAUUUUCAUGAAAAAGAUUCUUGUGUGGGAAACUUUGGGUUUCGGGGAGAAGUUUUGUGCUCAAUUGCUGAUAUCUCUUUAGUGGAAAUUGUAACAAGAGUUCAGGGGAGGCCCAAUGGGUAUCGGAAAGUUAUGAAGGGUCGCAAGUGUCUUUGUCUCAGUAUUGAUAAUGAUAGGCAUGAUGUCGGCACAACUGUCAUUGUCCGUGAUUUAUUUUACAACCAACCUGUGAGGAGAAGACAAAUGCAGUGCAGUGCCAAGAAAGUUUUGCACUCAGUUAAAAAAUGUGCAGUACGGAUUGCCCUUGUGCAGCCAAAGGUUUCCUUCAAAGUCAUUGAUUUGGAGAGCGGAGAUGAUAUGCUUUACACACGUAGUUGCUCUUCUCCUUUGUCACUGUUGUGCAGCAAUUUUGGUAUUGAAGCCUCUAGUUUACAUGAGCUGAGCUUUUCAGAAGGAUCUUUGAAACUUACAGGAUAUGUAUCUGCUCUGUCCAGUUCUUUCGCUUCGAAGGCAGUUCAAUAUAUAUAUGUUAACUCAAGGUUUGUGGUUAAAGGCCCAAUUCAUAAAGUCUUGAAUCGUCUGGCGGAUAUGGGCUAUGACCAGUUGAGAGGUGACAGAGGUGAGAAGAGGUCUCAAGCACCUGCAGGUCCAUUGUACUGUUUGAAUCUUACCUGUCCUCGCUAUUCCUACGGUUUGAACCUUGAAUUUUCGAGGGCAUCUGUAGAAUUCAAGGAUUGGGCUCCUGUACUUGCAUUUAUUGAAAAAUCAGUCACGUCCUUGUGGAGUGAGGAAAGAAAGAGGGGGAUUUGUCAUGAUCAUGAAGCUGACCAUAUCAGGAAAGAUGGCAUAGAGAAAGUAGUUGAAAUGUCUUCGUCAGUGGAAAAAGAUUGGUGGUUGAAGACCUGUGAAAUGUCUAAAAAGAGACGUAGAACCCAGAAUAGCGAGGAUCAUCAUGCAUGCACUAAAGAUUCACUGGAAAUGCAAGUCGAUGACUUUAACUUGUUUCUUUGGAAGAACAAUUGUAGGCCGCACAUGAAUUCAGAAAGCAUCACUGUGAAAUUUAGGGAAUCAGAAACGGAGAGGGAGUCUCCUCAUCGGAUUAAUUUUACUGUAUUAGAGGAUGGUUCUCACUCCAAGUGCAAUUUUAAUGAUAAAGAUGGUAUGGGAAGUGGUCUUUUUGAGUCUGAUGAGGAACUUGCGAGUAGAGAUUCUUCGAGAAGUGAUAUCUUUACUAUACAAAGAGAGUCCGACUAUGUGAAGAAUUGUCUCUCCAGUUCAAGAUGGAAGGAUCAGGUCAGUUUAGAUGAUCCAUAUGCUGGGAGCCGUGACAUCGGUAGCAUUUGCAGUCCUGAGUUCAUUCCGGUAAAUGACCUGAUGAUGGCCAAUGAUGAUCAGGGGGAGUUGUCUUUGCAGAAUUGCUCAUGGGAGAAUCCACUUCAAACACCUUUGAACUUUGAUAAGGAGUCCCAGUUUCAGAUUGAUAAUGUCAAGGCCAAGAGACACUGUAGCAAUUUUCAUGGCAGUGGAGAUGCUCAUAGCCUUUGUCAGAACUUUGAUAUUUUUCAAAGGGAUCAAUCUUGCGAUGAGAUAGUAAAUACUUGGCCACUCCUUAAAUUCAAUAUUGGAAGUCAUACAAGGGAGGAUAUUGACAUUGUUCGUAAGGAAUGUGAUGUUCCAUCACCAUUCCGUGGAAGAUCCUUUGAUAAAGAGUACCCUUUAGUAUCUCCAAGUAAAGGUGGCAGAGUACUCUUCCCCUCUUCUUCCACAAACUGUGGUCAGCAAUCUGCAAUUGCAUAUCCUUUUGCUGAUUGGGAUUCUGACAAUAUUAUUCCUAAUGAAGGUUUCCAGAGGAGAUCAGGAGCAAGUAAUAGUGAUGGUUUUGAGAAUUUCAAUCAUGAAACAGAGAAAUCUUAUUGCAGGAGUUUUGGUGAUAGGUGUAGCAACAAGAAUUUCACUUUCACAAGUCGUUUGAAUUCAACACCAUAUUUCACAUGUAAAAUUUCAGGUGUUGAAAAAGGCGUAUGGGAAUCUUCCCCACAUGGACAAAAUGUUGAUAAAAUAUCCUCUAUAAGAUGUGGUAAUCCUUUAUUUGAAGAAAUAUAUUCACCUUCAAUGGACAGAAGGUGUAGGGACUCAUCAGUCUGUUUGAGUCCAUUGAUAUCCCCCAACAAAGGAAUCCAAAUGGACUUGCAAGGGUGUCAAGAGUUUGGACAGGACAAUAUUCUUAUGGGAAGGCCAGGGAGGAACUAUGACAGUUCUGAUAGCCUCUUUACUGCCAGAUGUGAAUUAAUGGUAGCUAAUGGAACUUCAUCUCCAUGUCUGGAUUUCCAAAGCAACUCAAGUUCGUACAAGCCAUCAGUGUGCUGUUUUUCACCUGUAACUGCUGAUCGAGGUCCCAAACCCAAUCCCCAAAGAUAUCAAGUUUUCGAGCCAAAUCACUGUGAUUUAGAAUCAGAAAGCUCCGGGAGACCAAGAAGGAGCCUUUCAGCUCCUCCAUUUUGUAGGGGCAGGAAGAGAUUUCACUCGGUGAAGAGUUCUAUAAUUUCUACAACUAAAAGAUCUGCUUUGCAGACAGCUCCCCGAGUUUGCAUUUUCUCAGAAAGAGACAAGUCGCAGCACCCACAUAGACCAGCACAAUCUUCUAGUGUAAAUCACUGGCAUGAUGGGAUCAGAUCUGGGGAAGAGUCACUGUUCUAUGUUGAACAAAUGGUGAAGGAAACCUCAAAAACCAUACAAGUCAGUGCUUGCUCACAAGAUGGCAGGACAGAGUCUCCCUUUUUCAGCAGUGGCUACUUGAAGGAAGUUCAGGAUUCCGGAAGCUCACAAACUAAGUGGCGAGAAGGCUGUCCUGAUUCUAGAUUGAAGGAGAUAGCCAACUACUUAAGAGCUGGAGAUAGGUUGAAUGGACCUAGAAAUGAAAAUGAAAUUCUGGAUAUUCAAUCUUGUUUGCUUGAUCUUGCUGGUAAUUCAUUAGUUCCGAAAUCUAUCAAAAGAAGUGGCUUGGAGAAUGCCAAGGUGCUUUCGCAGAUUGAUAGUAAGUUCAUUCCAGUUGUGGCAAGCGGAACCUUAGUGGUGCUUGACCAGCAUGCUGCAGAUGAGAGAAUUCAACUUGAAGAAAUGCGUCAGCAGGUUCUUUCUGGUGAAAUGAAGUCAAUAAGCUAUCUGGAAAAAGAGAAAGACUUGGUUUUGCCUGAAAUGGCCUACCAGCUACUGUGCGAAUAUGCUGGGCACAUAAAACACUGGGGAUGGAUAUGCAGCAUAUUUGAGGAUUCUGGAUCAUUUGCCAAGAAUCUAAAUCUUCUAAAUGAGCGGCCAUCUCAUCUCACGCUGACUGCGGUACCAUGUAUUUUGGGAGUAAUCUUCAAUGAUGCAGAUUUAGUGGAGUAUCUUGAACAACUUGCUGAUACUGACGGGUCAUCCACCAUUCCACCAUCUGUAGUUCGAGUUCUAAACUACAAAGCAUGCAGGGGUGCUAUUAUGUUUGGGGACAAACUCCUGCCUUCUGAAUGUUCCCUCAUCGUAGAGGAGCUGAAGCGAACAUCAUUAUGUUUUCAAUGUGCUCAUGGAAGACCAACCACAGUACCUUUGGUGAAUCUGAAGGCGUUACACAAGGCGAUCUUACAGCUCGGAUCCUGGCGUGAGCAUUCAGAAAAUACAUGGCAUGGACUCUGCAGGAAGGAGAUCAAUCUUGAUCGAGCCAAGCGUAGACUAGAUGUGGCAAGAGGCUGUGAGUGAAAUACUCAACUUGAUGUAAAUAGGUUUUGUUUUUCUUUCUUCUGCAGGAAGUAGAUUGCUCUUGACCGUGCCAAGCGUAGACUAGUUGUGGGCAGUGGCAAGAGGCUAUGAGUGAAAUACUCAUCAGCUUGAUGAAAAUAGGAUUUAUUUUUCUUCCUUCUCUUUCCACAAUUUUGUUUUCUCCUGUAGUUCUUUGUAUCUUUAGCAGUUUCUUAUUUUUUUUUCCUUGUAGAAAAUAAACUGUAUAUCAUUCUUUGACAACCUUGUAUAUAAGUUUUCAAGCUAUAGUAAUUAGUAGUUAAGUA